CGGCGGCGCGGCGCGGCGCGGCGGGGCGGGCGGAGCGCGGCGGGGAGCGGCGCGGCGCGGCAGGAGGAUGCUGAAGAGCUGCGGGAGGAAGUUGCUCCUGUCCCUCGUGGGCUCCAUGUUCACCUGCCUCCUGGUGCUCAUGGUGGAGCCGCCGGGGCGGCCGGGGCUGGCCCGGGGGGAGGCCGGCGGGGCGCAGCGGGCGCUGCAGAGCCUGGGGGCGGCGGCGGCCGUGGCCCCCCCGGCGGCGCAGGGUCCCCCCGGUCUCCGCAGCUUCGCCGAUUACUUCGGGCGGCUGAGCCGAGCCCGGCGGGAGCUGCCCGCCGCCCCGCCGAGCCCCCCGCGGCCGCCGGCCGAGGACAUCUCCCCCCGCGAUGUCUUCAUCGCCGUCAAGACCACCAAGAAGUUUCACAAGGCGCGGCUGGAGCUGCUGCUCGACACCUGGAUCUCCCGCAACCGCGACAUGACCUUCAUUUUCACAGACGGGGAGGAUGAGGAGCUGAAGAAGCAAGCACGAAAUGUCAUUAACACCAACUGCUCAGCUGCCCACAGCCGCCAGGCCCUGUCCUGCAAGAUGGCCGUGGAGUACGACAAGUUCAUCGAGUCCGGCAGAAAGUGGUUCUGCCAUGUGGACGAUGACAACUACGUGAACGUGCGGAUGCUGGUGAAGCUGCUUUCCAGCUACCCCCACACGCAGGACAUCUAUAUCGGGAAGCCCAGUCUGGACCGGCCCAUCCAGGCUACGGAGAGGAUCAGCGAGAACAAGAUGCACCCUGUGCAUUUCUGGUUUGCCACGGGCGGAGCAGGGUUUUGUAUCAGCCGGGGUCUGGCGCUGAAGAUGAGCCCAUGGGCCAGCGGGGGCCACUUCAUGAGCACAGCAGAGAAGAUCCGCCUGCCUGACGACUGCACCAUUGGCUACAUCAUCGAGUCUGUGCUGGGGGUGAAGCUCAUCCGGAGCAAUCUCUUCCACUCGCACCUGGAGAACCUCCACCAGGUGCCCAAGACAGAGAUCCACAAACAGGUGACACUAAGCUAUGGCAUGUUUGAAAACAAGCGCAACUCCAUCCACAUGAAGGGAGCCUUCUCUGUCGAGGAGGACCCAUCCAGGUUUCGCUCUGUGCACUGCCUGCUGUACCCUGACACGCCGUGGUGCCCCGCCAACGUGGUUUACUAGGAGACGUGUGUCCCCUCCAACCUCGUCCCGAAUUUCCCCGGUAUCCGACGGGCAUGCGGGACCUGUGUGCGGGUGUGUCAGUCCGGCCUCGCCGAGAGGCAGACGGACGGAUGGACGUCGUUGCUGUGGUAUUGCACAGUGUGUGUGUGUGUGUACUGAAGGCUGCUGUGCGGCCCCUUGUCCCCUGCCCUGCCUGCCCGGCUGCCCCUGCCCGCUCGCUCUGUUUGGGACGGCAGGGAGGGAUGGGUCCUGAGCACUUAACUGUCGGGCACCCCCGCGGCGCUGCGCUGGCGGGCCCCACGCCAUGCGUGAGGAGCGACCGACCGACCGCAGUGCCUGCAUGGCUCUGCCUCCCCCAGGCUUGCUUCUCCUGGUUUGUUUGUUUGUUUUUUUUUUUUUCCCCUUUCAAAUGUUAAGUUUUCUGGUGUGUGCCUCCCCCACCCCGCUCCCAUAUAAACCCUCCCCCACCCCAUCCUCUCGCCUAGCCCCAAAAUCUCAGCAGCAAAGCUCUGGCUCCUGAUUCACAUGAAGGGUUACCACUGAGUUUUGCUCCCCAGCUCAGCAGGCAGCAAAAGGCAGGCAGAGAGCAGGCAGGGGAAGCCUCCCGGCCACAGUGAACACUGCUCCAGGGUGCUGCAAAGCUGCUGGGUGCUCAGCGGCUGCACUGGAGGGAGACAGUGGGGUGGGCUGCAAGCCAGCAUUGGCGUUAGCUCUGUUUCCCGGAGCUCCCUCCAUCUGGCCGAACUGUUGCCAGCAGCAUUGAUCUAGUGCUAUUUAUAGAGACUAAUGUAAAGACUUUCUAUAAAUACGGGGGGUGGGAGGAGGGCUUUUCCGGAGCUGCCACUGUGGCGUUGGGUGCUGUGUUUGCACAGGGCCUCCCUUCAGUGCAGCCUCCCUGCCUGCUCGCGGGCCAGCCGCAGGCAGCGGGUGCAGGCAGGCUGAGUGCGGGCAGCCCUGCACCUUUGCAAAGGAGCACUUUGAGGUCCGGCUGGGGGCUGCGUGGAUGUGUGUUCUCCCCCGCCAUGAGCUGGAGCAUCCUCCAGCCCUGGCCUGGCUGUGGGUGCUGCUGGGGUGGCCAGAGCACCCGAGAGGUGCCUGGCUGGCCAGGUGCCUGCCACAGGCGUGCAGUGAUUCCCAGCUCGGCUGUUGCUCUCUCCCUUCUGGAGAUCUGGGGAGGGAGAGGGACCCCACAUCCCCCCGUGGCCACCCUGCCUGCCUCUGCCAGCCCUGUGCCCCUGGGGUAAGCAGGCUGAGCCAGAGCUGAACAUUUCCAACCUGAAGCUGAGUGAAAAUAGCCCAUAAUGGGUGCGUUGUAAAUAUGUUAUUGCGCCAGUAUUUUUUUACUGUGCCUUUUUUUUAAAAAGAAAAACCACAUUGAGAAAUAUGUAGAUUUUAAAAUGCUUUUUAUACAUUUUCUGUGGAUCGGAAAAAAAACCCCAACCUUCUGAUAAUCUGUUUAAGAAAGAAAAAAAAAAAAUUGCGAUGUCUUGUAACUGUCACUUACCUUAAUUUAUAUGUUCCAGUAUCUGGAACGUCACUCUGUGCUUUUUGUAACUAGGAUGUGUUUAAAGCAGUAGAUGUGGGAUGGGGAACCAGCAUGGACAGUGUGUUCUCAGGGACUUGAACCCGAUUGCUGCCACGGGGUUCCCGUGGGAGCUGUCACCAAUAAAGCAGCUUUUUUUGCUGACCACAGCCACCUA
Molecule: messenger RNA, 2871 nt
Organism: Phalacrocorax carbo (great cormorant)
Lineage: Eukaryota; Metazoa; Chordata; Aves; Suliformes; Phalacrocoracidae
Source: RefSeq, a predicted model, not a curated record